CUCGCAUGUGGCCUUCUGUCGCUUCUUUAAGGUAAGACCCUCUCAGACGCUCCUCUCAUCAUCCCCAUCUUUGCUGAGCUCGAAGUGAUCCAGUCCGUCCGUAUAGUUCCUGGAGAAGAAGAUGGAGAGAAUUCUGAGAAUGUCGCUCGCUCUCUUCACUCUCCUUGCCAUCCUGCCGAGAAACGUGGCGCGGGAAGCCGGCGCCGUCACCUCCGGCAUGGCCACCUCCUCCAAGUACCAGAUUGAGUGCACCAUGUGCGCCGCCUGCGACAACCCUUGUGGCCAAGUCCCCUCCCCGCCGCCUCCGCCCCCGUCCCCGCCGCCGCCGGCCGCCACGUCCAACAGCCCGCCUCCACCGUCCCAGCCCAGUUAUGCGUACUCACCGCCGCCCCCGCCCUACAAAGGGGGCAGCGGCGGCUCGUAUUACCCCCCGCUGAGCAGCGGCAGCGCGUACUACCCCCCGCCGAGCUACGGGAACUACCCGGGGCCGCCGCCCCCGAACCCGAUUGUGCCGUACUUCCCCUUUUACUACUACUAUAACCCUCCACCCGCUGCUGUGUCCUCCAGUACUAUCAAGCUAAGAGCUUGCCAUGCGAUUUAUGCAAUACUGGUUACUCUGCUUUUGGUUUGAUCAAGACGAUCCAAUUGGAGCAAGGAUGGGGGAUAUCGGGAAUAAAUAUGGGCAAAUUUGGCAUAUCAAGGACUCAAAUCUUUUGCAGGUGACAGAUAGAUGGUGAAUACCUUUUCUGGGAAUCUUGAAUCUCCAUGGAAGCGAAAAAACAGAUCAAGAAAGUGUCAGAGAGAGAGGUUAGGGAUAGUACUGGAAGAAUCAUUGGAGUCCCAGAAAACUGAAGAAACAGAGAGGAAUCCUUGUGCAUUGGAAAGGAUGAAUGUUUAUCAAGGACAUAAAAAUUUUCAUGACCAUCA
This is a messenger RNA of Syzygium oleosum, 927 nucleotides long. Its product is annotated as leucine-rich repeat extensin-like protein 3. NCBI's taxonomy places the organism in Eukaryota, Viridiplantae, Streptophyta, Magnoliopsida, Myrtales, Myrtaceae. The transcript has a single exon. Bases 122 to 631 code for a protein of 169 amino acids. The record is from RefSeq and is a predicted model, not a curated record.